ACCAAUAUGCACUUCGCUCUUAAAGUCAUCAACCUGGCUAUGGUGAAGGAGGAUAAGAUUGAUCAGCUCAAGAACGAAAUUGAGAUUUUAAAAACACUGGAUCACAAAAAUAUUAUCAAGGCGUUCGAAACUUUUCAAAUGAGAGCCAACAAAAAGCUAAUGAUAGUGAUGGAGCUAUGUACGGGGGGUGAUUUAUUUGCGAGGUUACCCUACAGUGAGCGACACGCUACUGUUUGCAUUAAACAAAUUUUGUCUGCCAUUUCUUACAUGCAC
Phaeodactylum tricornutum CCAP 1055/1 is the source of this 273-nucleotide messenger RNA. RefSeq lists its product with no specific name. Gene Ontology annotation, molecular function: ATP binding; protein kinase activity. The annotation marks the transcript as partial. Gene Ontology annotation, biological process: protein phosphorylation. The transcript has a single exon. The record is from RefSeq and is a predicted model, not a curated record. NCBI's taxonomy places the organism in Eukaryota, Bacillariophyta, Bacillariophyceae, Surirellales, Neidiaceae.